Sporothrix brasiliensis 5110 is the source of this 2013-nucleotide messenger RNA. Its product is annotated as vacuolar fusion protein mon1. The record is from RefSeq and is a predicted model, not a curated record. The transcript has a single exon. Gene Ontology annotation, cellular component: Mon1-Ccz1 complex; fungal-type vacuole membrane. Lineage: Eukaryota; Fungi; Ascomycota; Sordariomycetes; Ophiostomatales; Ophiostomataceae. The coding region runs from base 1 to 2013 and encodes 670 amino acids. Gene Ontology annotation, biological process: protein targeting to vacuole; vesicle-mediated transport.
AUGGCCGAGCCCAACAAGGGCAAGGCAGCGCCUCCAGUCACAGCACCGACGACAGCUUUCGAUAGAUCUCCAAAACAACCAUCCACGCAGCCGUCCUCGUCUCCACCGCCCCUCCCACCGCGACGUCCUUCCAGCGCUGAUGGCUCACCACGACGACCUGAGUCGGCCCAGCUGCAGGCCAAGCCGACGACGGCCGUCUCCUCAAUCGAUAUCCAGACCCUCUCUUUCCCCGACGGCUCGCGCGGCACCUUUUCGACGCCGGGCAUGCGCGCCGUGUCGACGACCGCCUCGUCCUCGACCUCUCCCAACCUGUCUUUACGAUCCAAACAACAGCACCGGCGAGCCGCCAGUAGCAGUGGUGGGAUUGGCAGUUUCGGUGAUGUGUCUGAAGUCCCGGCCGAUGCCGUGAGCGUUAUGAGCUUUGCGCCGACCAUGCGGCCACCGGGCGACCUGGCGAGCCUUGCCGUGGGCGACUUUCACCGAAAGAGUCGGGCCUGGACCCUGCUCAGGACGCAGGCCACAAGCGUGCAACCGUUUGAAAGCACGCGUAUUGCCCGUGUACCCUACUCGUUGGCUGAUUUUGACAAGGAGUUUGAGGAGCUGCACGACGGCGACGAGAGCGACAGUGGAGGGGGCGAGUUGGGCGACGGCGACGGCGCGGGCGGCGAACACAAACACGAAAUACCUAGUGAGGAACUGCGGUUGGCCGCUUGGAAGGCCAAACUGAAGCACUACAUGAUCCUGUCGUCGGCGGGCAAGCCCAUUUGGAGCCGCCACGGCGACCUGAGUCUGGUCAACUCGUACAUGGGCGUGAUCCAGACAAUCAUCUCGUUCUACGAGGGCGCCGACAACCCGCUGCAAGGGUUCACGGCAGGCAACGCGCGCUUUGUCAUUGUCAUUGAGGGCCCUCUCUACCUUUUGGCAAUCAGCCGCUUGGGCGAGAGCGAUGCCCAACUUCGUGAGCAGCUGCGGGCAUUGUACAUGCAGAUUCUCUCGACCUUGACGCUGCCUACGCUCACGCGCAUCUUCGCCAACCGGCCAUCCACUGAUCUGCGCAAACCACUGCAAGGCACCGAAGGUUUGCUGGCGUCGCUCGCCGAUAGCUUCACAAAGGGCUCGCCGUCGGCCAUGCUGGGCGCGCUCGAGUGCCUGCGGCUGCGCAAGUCUCAACGCGCCUCGAUCACAAGCACAUUUCUCAAACAGCGGACGGAUAAGCUGCUGUACGGGUUGAUUGUCGCGGGCGGCAAGCUCGUCAGUGUGAUCCGGCCACGCAAGCACUCAUUACACCCGAGUGAUCUGCAACUCAUUUUCAAUAUGCUCUUUGAGUCGGGUGGCAUCAAGGCUGGUGGCGGCGAAAACUGGAUCCCCCUGUGCUUGCCGGCCUUUAACAGCAGUGGCUACCUCUAUAUGUACGUUAGCUUUUUCGAUGCCGAGGGCGGUGAAGCGGAUGCAAAACCGAUUGUGUCUUCACCUACACCUACAUCGGACGACAAAAGCAUUGCCAUCAUCUUGAUCAGCGCCGACAAGGAAAGCUUUUUCGAACUCAAGGAAAUGCGCGACAAGGUGGCACAAAACAUGACCAAGAACGGGGGCCUAGCCCUGAUCCGCGACGCCAUCGCAGCCGGUCGGCCAAAGGUGGCCGACAUUGUAAAGCGACCGGGGACGGCCGUGCAGAUCCACCAUUUCCUGUACAAGUCACGCGCCAACGUGCAGUUUGCCAUGUCCUCUGAAGCAUCGCACGAGUCCCAAACACGAGAGGCCCGUCGUCGGCUCAUGACCGUGUACCACCAGCUGCACGCCGCCGUGCACGCGCGCCACGCCCACCUCAAGAUUUUGCACUGCGUGGGCGAGGACGCCACAAGUCUGGUGUGGGUGACGCCCGUCUUUGAGUUUUACUGCGUGGCCGGGCCGAAUGCGUCGCGCGCCGUGGUCACACAAGAUGCCAACCGCAUCGUCCAGUGGGCGAAGCGGGAGGAAGAGCGGUUGUUUAUUAUCGGCGGUGGCGUCUUUUAG